AUGGCAGUGGCUGAAGGUUUCUUGUUGCUCGAGCGCAGUGGGGAGUGGGACGAAGUGUGGUCAACUGGUGUGGCUCAGGGAUCAUCAGAGUUGUUGGUUCGUACCACCAGUGGUGACGGUGACGAAUGGAUAUGGAGCCUGGUUCAAUGCAUCCCAGCUUCCAUCAGAAUUCCAGUGGGAAUGGGAGCAGGCAGGACUCCACCAGCCGGCAUAGCAGCAGCUACUGUCAAUUGGAUUUGUCCACCGGAGAAUGUCAACGUGAAGUGGGCACCAACUCAGGAUCAGAUCAAUGCCUUGAGACAGGAGGGACAACUGUUAGGUGUGCAGCUGGCACGUCAGGGGAUUCAGUCAUUUCCAAUCACUGUACCAGGGACGGGCAUGGACUUGGUGAAGCUGGAUCUCGGGGCAGUCGCUCCCGGAGGUGCUUUGGUGCAGCAACCAGCCGUGGCUGCAGGGGCUCUAGGCCCGGCAGGGGUAGCCGAUGGAGGGCAAGUGCGUCCAGAUCCGUUCAACAUGCAGUCACUGUCAGAGGCCAUUCAGGAGCUGAAGGAGAUGUCUCGUUCCACCAGGAGCAGCAGAUCCAGUUCGAGCAACAGCUCGGGCCCUCUGAGAUGGAGGGACAAGGCAAAGUCCCGGAAGCUGGACUACGACGAGGUGCAUGCCGUGGAUGCCCAGAAGUUCAAAAGGAAAGGAGAACUUCUGGCCUAUGCGACGAAACAUCCAGGAGCUCUGAGUGCCCACUUUUUGGCGUCAAUUUAUGCCAGAUUGUCAAAGGGACGGAUGACAAAAAGUUCCCAACUCAGGGAGGCGAAUGUUGUUCAGUGGGCCAGCCAGCAUUCAGGCUUGACCGAGAUCCGAGAUGUUCGAGAAGUUCUGACUCUGGCAGAAGCGAUGGACUGCAUCAACAGACGGGAGAUCUCAAGGGCAAUGGACGUAUUGGCACAGCGCAUUCUUGCCAUCCAGCAGGCCAAACGAAAGGGAGGCAGUUGGGAAAAAGCAGAGUGCAUAGACCAGCUCGAGCAUGCUGGCUCUCACCAACUAGCAGGUCGUUUCAGGAAGGCUGUGGCUCGCUGGCAGGGUCGCAAUGGUGCUCCUGUCAGCGGGACACAGUUUCUUUGCAUGGUUUUCACUUCAGUUGAACAGAUCUUUGCUCAUUCUGGUUCUGUUCAUAGUUUUGGACUGUAUCUCUGGAAUUUGGGUGCGAGUCAAUCCAAGCUGAAGAGAAACUUAGAAUUCGGUGUUGGUUUUCGUAAAGAUCAUGAUCGUGGAUACAGCUUGCAGCAUGUUUUCCCCUUGCCUCCUAUGAUAAACAAGGGCAAAGUGGAGAAGUAUGUCAUGGGCGAUUUGUCAGCUGGUGAUCAUCUGCUGGUUGCUCGUGGCUGCAACAUUGUACAGGCGUUGCUCAACAUGCUGUAUGGGGGUCGUGGAGGCCGAAGUACCUUUGUGACGGCUGCCCAACAUCGUGUCCAGACCCGGUUGAGGUCCGGUUGGGAAUCCAUGAUGGUGGAUUUCAAGCCCCAGGAUCUAGGAGAGAUUCAGGAGUUUUUGAAGCACAGUCAGCAUUAUGCUGGAGGUGGUGUAGCGAUCCCACUUGGCGAGAGGGGCGGAGUGCCAGCCUCAGCAGCCACAGUUGAUUUGCAAUCAUUGUUCCAACAUGAUCAUCCACAGUUUGCACAACAAGUCAUGGAACCGUCAGCUCUUUUGUUGCCGUCCAGACUGCGUCCGAGAAGGGUCAAGCGUGGUCAUACCUGGUUGCAUAAGAGCUAUCCUAUGUUGGUUCGCAAGAACGUGAAGACGGGCUUGCAUGUGCUGAAACGUGAGUCCCAGGUGGCCAAACAUCGUGGGGUGCUUUGCCUCACCGGUGCCUUCGCAGUUCCCAAGGACAUUGACGAGGACAGGGUUAUCACUGACCCUUCUGUUAAUCAGUUGAUCGAUCCUUUGAAGUUGCCUAGGCCGCGAUUUGCGUAUAUCCCUAAGCUAAGGGUGGUCAUGGUUCCAAAAUCUGGCAAGAUUCUUGUUAGUAAAAGGGAUGCCAGGCAUUAUUUCCAUUCUCUGCAAGUCGGUAAGAAGUGGCAAAAAUGGUUGUGUGGGCCCCCAAUAGUGCUAGACAAUGGCCAGCGGCGUUAUCCUGCAAGCAGAACGGCUCCGAUGGGAUUCGGGCCUAGUGCUGGAUGGGCUCAGCAAGUCACUGAUAUGGCCACGGAUGAUAGUCACAUGCCUGCUGAGAGACGUCUCCAUCCAGAUAGAUUUGCACCGUCAGAGCUUCCAAUUUGGGGGUCCAUCUGUGAUGACAUCUGGGCAUUGGAGCAUGCAGGACGGAACGAUCAACCACUUGUUGGGCCUCGUUGGCUCAGCGAUGCAGAGGAGGCAUGGAAGGGUUAUGGUGUUCAUCCUAACAGCAAAAAGAGUGUCAAUGCUGAACCAGGACAUGAAGUACAGGGUGUUUAUGUUGAUCCUGAUGAGCAUUGGGUGGGCGUGAACAUGGCAAAACGUCAAUCACUUUUUCAAGCCACAUUUCACAUACUGGCACAACAUAAGGUUUUGUUGGGUGAUGUUGAGAGACUGGUUGGAAAGUUUGGGUACAGUCAUGCUUGUCGUCCUGUGAUGCGUUCGGUAUUUGAUGUCACAUAUGGUUGGUUGGAAAAACAGCGACAGAGCAAAACCCGCAGAAUUCAGAUCCCUGACGACGUAUGGACAGAGAUUUUUAUGGCGGCGAUGCUAUUGCCUUAUUGUCAGUUCAAUCUUUCAGCUCCAUUUAGUUCAAGGGUCGAGUGCACUGAUGCCAGCAUGACAGGUUUGGGAAGAGCUUGGGCAACUAUGCCUCCUGACCUUGUGCAACUCAUGGCGCAACUCAGUGAUCACAAUGGGGUCUAUACCAACUUAUCGUUACCAUAUGGGAUUGGGUUGACAGAAGAACACACUUGUCCACUACGGCGUUUGCAAUUGCCGCGUGAUAGAUUCCAUUGGCACAAGAUUGGUGCUCCAUCCCGGCCAAGGUACAUUUUCCUUGGUGAGGCAGAUGCAGCUCUGUGGUGUGCAGAGGACCGGCUGCGUAGGCCGGUGGAUGAUGGCUGCAGAUUUGUGCAUCCUAUGGACAGUGCAUCAUGCGUGGGAGCUUUUUGCAAGGGCCGCUCAGCAAGUCAUCUAUUAAAUGUCAGAUGCCAGCGUAUGUGUGCAAUAUGUACUGCUGGAGGUCAUGAGGUCUUUUACCCGUGGGUACCGUCAGGCGACAACCCUGCGGAUGAGCCAUCGCGCCGAUUUGAAGGUGAGGCGCAUCAAAUUGAGGGAUCCUCCUCCAACAUUACAUCCAUGUUGCACUCAAGUCAGCAGUUGGCAUCAGAUGAUUUGCCAGCAAUCGAAACAGUGAUGCUGGAUCCAUUUACUUUGAAGGGUUGGGCUGGUGGUGAGAAGGUCUUUGUGCAUCUGUGCUCAGGUGCUUCACGGGACGAUGAUCUGGUGAGCUGGGUUGAGAGGCUGGCUAGCGACCAAGGCUUUCACUUAGUUGGCUUGAGAGUUGAUCCAUUGUGUGCAUGGGCGGAGAAUGUUGUGCAAGAUGAAUUUCACUGUCAUGAUUUACUCAACAUGGAGCAUGGGCAUGCGUUGCUAAGAUUAUUUCAUAGCAGAAGGGUUGUGGGUGUAUUUGCUUCUCCUCCUCGUUCCACUUUUUCAGCGGCGAGACAUCGUCGAUUGAAGCCGGGCACUUGGGGUCCUAGACCUUUGAGAUCUAGGGCGGAUGUCUGGCGUCCCCUCAAAAACUUGCGGCCGAAGGAGGUCUUGGCAGUGGCUAUCGGAUCAGUACUGGCUCUGCUGUGUAUCGGGCUUCUGGGGGAGGGCAGAAUGUUUGGAGCUUGGGUAGGAUUUGAGCAUCCACAUGACCGCGGCAGAGAUCCAUUCCCAUCAGUGUUUCGCAGCAAUUUGUGGAGCGCCUUAGGCAUGCACACAUACAUGGUUACCAGUGUCCCUAUGCUCCGCGUCUCAACGCUUUGGAUCAGCACAUGGGUGUUGAUCCUUGGGCUGGCGCAGUCAGUACAGCUUGGAAAUGGCCAUCCCCGAGUCGAACGUUUUUUGCUGAGUGCCUUGAAAGAUGUCACCAAGGCAAAGUAUCAGCAAGCGAUCGACCUCCUCAAUCGUGAGUUGCAAUCAACUGGUGUCGAUUGGAGUGGGAUGAGUGAAGAGCAACAAGAUUAUUUUUUAGCUGAGUGGCUGAUUGAUGGGUAUGAACAAGGAUUUGGUCGAUCCGACUAUGGGUCAUUACUGUCAGCUUUGGGUCGCAUGUAUCCACGCUGUAAAUACAAGAUUGCCUGGAAGGUUUUUGAUGUUUGGGGGUCAUUGCAGCCGCCGCAACAAGCCGCUGCAGCUCCCCCGGAACUUGUGACAGCAAUGAUGGUAGCCUCUUUUGCACUUAACAGAUAUCCUCUUGCUAUAAUUAUUUGCAUAUGUUAUGCUGGACUUUUACGAGUCGGUGAAGCUUUGCAACUGAAGUGGAAGGAUGUGUUUGUGGGUGCAGGGGGUCUCACAUUGUGUCUGGGCAAUACAAAGCGUGGCAUGGAACAGAAGGUGGUUAUCACAAACACGUUGGUGAUACAAUGGUUCAUGCGUUUCCAGCAAAUUACAGGGUGGGAUGACAAAGAGCAUUUAGUGUUCAACAUGUCCUAUGCUUCUGUUUUACGCUGGGUUAAGAAGCUGGCAUCCAUGUUGCAGGCAGAGGGCAUUUCACUUACCACACAUUCAUUUCGCAGAAGUGGGGCGUCAGAGCUCAGUCGCCGUGGCGUCCCAAUUGCCGACAUUAUGCUGUUUGGCCGUUGGCUGUCAGAUAGGUCAGCACGUGAAUAUAUUCGCAAAGGAGAGGUUGCGAUUUUGCGUUCCAAUCAGCUCUUGGGGCCUGCAGUGCGUGAUGUGUGGUUGCGAUGGUGCAAGUUGGUACCACAUGUAUGGCUGUUGCAGAAAUCAUUGUCACCUAUGGACGAUCCAGUUAAUCUUACUCGUGUGACGACUGACUCAUGUGGCCGCUUGCAGAGUUUUCUGUUUGCGGCUUUUGAUGUGAAGCUCUAG
This is a messenger RNA of Cladocopium goreaui, 5052 nucleotides long. The record is from the annotation of a GenBank genome assembly. NCBI's taxonomy places the organism in Eukaryota, Dinophyceae, Suessiales, Symbiodiniaceae.